CUGGUGAGUCGCUGAUUGGACCGACGAUUAGCUCCUGCCGGUACCGAAACCAACCAUUGAGUUAGCUGGCUAGUUGGCUAGCUGACGUUGCGUGACAGUUGUCGCUGGUGGUGGUUUGACAUAUCGGGGAUUGACCUUGUGCGCCGGUUUCACCACCCAUUUUUCUUUAGCACUAGCCAACGGAAUAAUUUCAGAAAUCCCUACUCUGUUACCAUGUGUGCUAAACCCAGUAGCUGCUAAAUGUGCAUGCCGUUUUGCGUUCAACAGUAGUCAAAGCCUUUUCAUUUGAGCAACAUUUGAGCAUGCUUGUGUCCAGUUUAGGAAAGCGAGCCGGCUCCACUGGAAUGUUCUCAGCUGCCAUUUCCUGUCGGCCAUGUUAGAAUAUCACUGCGAGCUAAUGCUAUAGUUACCUGGCUAUAAAUAAAUAAAAAAGUACAACCACGAUACUUUGCUGUACUGGCAUGUCGUUGUCGUCCUUUGCCUACUUGUGUCGCUGGUGUUAGGCGGCUAUCUUACGCCACAACCAACCAGGGCGUGUUAAUGCUAAACCAGUGGCUGGCUAGUUGACAUUAGCCAUAGCUAGUCAUCUCUGACAGGCCUGUUGCAUGUUGUCCAGUCAACGUGAAGCCACGCAGCAACUCUAUUGCAAUAAAAAAAUAAACAUCAGUGAGGAAGAGGGGGAGAAGAAUCCGCAUCUGUCUGAUACUGUUUGUAUGUCGCAUCCCCCCAACAGCAAUGGUAACAGAAACGCAAGUAUUCCAAAUGUGAAGCUGAAGUCAACACAAAAGCUGUACACGCCUGUUCCAAAAGUGAGCAGCAAAGGACUGGAUCAUAAGAAGAAUAUGGACCUUAAAACUGACAAUGAAAAGGCAGUGGAUUUGAUACAUGAUGAUGGCCAACCUUUGGAUAAGAAAGACUCUAUGUUGCUUCAAAAUGGCGUUGUAAACUGUGGCUAUAUUACAAAUGGCUAUUCUAGCAAGGACAAUGAUGGCAGCGGCUCCGAAGGUGGAUAUACUACUCCGAAGAAACGCAAGGCCAGAUGUAACAAUGCCAAGAACACUGAUAAUGUGAUAAGAGAAAGGGAGAGAGACAUGCAGCAGGGCAACACUACAGAGGAGCAUGGGGCUUUGAAUCUUGAGACAACUGAGAAGGGAGUGACUUCCAGACUUGAUGGCUUCAGAGCCCAUAAAGUAGAAGCCCAGUCAGCAGCUAGACGGGCUAUCGCGACAGACGCUUCAUUGGGUGAAUCUCAGAGGAAAAACUCUGAUGGCAAAACAGUUGGCACCUUUGGUAAAAAGACUGAGGAAAGGCCCAAAGCCAAACUUUCCUCGCCUUCAAAAGAGGACCCAUGGACUUUGUUCAAGCCCCCUCCAGUAUUUCCUGUGGACAAUAGCAGUGCUAAAAUUGUUCCCAAGAUCAGUUAUGCAAGUAAAGUAAAAGAAAACCUCAACAAAGUAGCCCAAGGUGGAGGAGAGGCACUGCCUCCUCCUGUCAGACUGUCACAGGUCCCUAUGUCUGCUCUGAAAACUAUCACCUCAGCUAGCUUUACUAAUGGUCCUGUUUCUGGAAAUGGAAACAGCUGCCCAUCAGUGGGUACCUUCUUUGCUCCUGCUGCUAGUAGUAUUCCAUCAGCCCAAUCUAUCCCAAGUGGCGAGAAUGUAGCAUCACCUUUGGAAAGUAACUGUAGCUCUACAACUAGUCCAGUAGAUGGAGAAGCAUAUGAGCUUAGAAAGUGUACUCUUUUAAUUUACCCUUUAAAUAUGCAACCUGUGCUCCCUAGCGCUCGUCACCUUGACCCUCCGGCUGCUCAGACAAAUCAGAAAGCCUUGGGAGAUAUCUUCCAGAAUCAGUGGGGGCUUUCCUUCAUAAAUGAGCCCAACUUGGGGCCAGAAGGAGGAAAUGGCCAGGUGCUCGCAGAGGACAAGACUACUGUGGUCACUCCUCAAAGCGAGUGCCAGGCUGUCGCAUCCAAGGCUGCACAGCCCUGCUUUGAUGUUGGCCCAUCAUUUUUAGAGCCUGGCACUUUAGCUGAAGACCCCGAGAAAAGGACUUGUACACCUUGCAAUGUGUCUAAUGCUUGUUUUCCUGCUUGUGCGAUGAGCGAGGAGAACAAGCAACAGCCAUGUGGCCAGGAAAAGAAAGUUGAGGCCAAGGGUGCGGGUUAUUCUAUGUUGGUCCCCAGUAAAGACAACGGUGCUAAGCCUGCACAGGGCCAACAAACCACUUUGUUGUUUGGCUCAUCUAAAGAACAGGCCCAGUCUAAAGACAUUGGCAGAAGGUGUAGCUGGGGAUCCUUUGAUGUUAAAGCUGCUGUUACUUAUCACACUAAAGAAAUGGAAUCCAUUUUCAACUUGCAAAAACAAGAUCCAAAAAGAGUAGUUGUUUAUGAUGAGACCAAGGAUGGACCUGAUCAGUGAGGUAGAUCGUCUACAGUACUUACCUUCUUCUCUUCUGGGUGCUGCAGUUAUCUACCUUGGAAAUCAUAAAUCCUGUUGGACAGAAAUGGGGACAACUGUGAAAACACUGAUAGUUUAGCAUGAAAGAUUUUCCUUGGAAUCUCGGGUGGAGUGACAGACUUCUUUAGGGGCAUCAGACAAACGCACACACUCUGGAGGGAUGUUAGAGAAACUGACUGGUGCCUCUCCAAUGGACACUUGCAACUUUUGUGCUGUGAUAAUCGUUUGUCUCAUGACUCUUUAGGAUGAUGUUCGGGAGUUCAACAAAGGAAGGUGUCAUGGAUUGCACCUCCCUAAGCCUUUAUCUUGUUGAAAUGCGACAGAUGUCAGUCUGACUAUGGGACGCCUCUGUCAUUUUUUCUUUCUUCACGCAUUCAAAUGAGUUAAUUGCAGAUAUGUUAGACGUUAUACAUCUGGGUGCGAGCUUGAAUCUGCCGUGGAAGAAAGGAGAACACACUUGCACAGAAUGCCUUGACGUUGUGGUAGAAAGAUCUUUGGAGAUCCUGUUAAAAGUCAGAGGUGAGGUCCCAUCCAGGAAGGGAGAACAUUGUCUUAAAUCAUUUAGGGGAAAUCACAGCCCAUAUUUCAUGCUUGCUUUUUCUUUUAUACUGUUUUGUCUGACCUAUCAUGAUGAGCGUUACCUGCACUGCAGUAUCAUCCCAGAGCACAGGUACAGAAAUGCCCAGUUUGAAGGAAAGCUGCUGUACGGCGCUUCAUUUCUUUGUUUAUUACAGAUAUGCUUAUUUUUCAGGUCCGUUAAAGUCAAAACCUUUUUACCGUAGAGCUUUUCAUACAUUUCAUGCAAAUUGUUAUGAGGUCAGCGCAGACUAUUCUUAAAUUCAGAUUUGUAAUCCUUCUAAUAGAUGAAUCCUGAGUUGAGAAAUGAACCAGUUGACAAAUUGUUUAGCAGGAGAUAUCGCCACCAAUAAGGUCUUCUGCAUUUUGUGCUAUUUGUUCAGCAGCAAGACUCAGGAUGGCCAUGCAGAUUAUUUUGCCUGCAUUUCUGUCUUCAUUUAAAAAAAAAAAGUGUUUUGGUUCCUCUUGUCAAAAGGAACACGUGUUGCAUUCUAUGACUUAGAUUUUUGUUUUUCUGACUCAGCGUUUGGUCUUUCCUUUUCUGUCUCAUGGCAUUGUAUUUCUUGCAUGUUUACUGGUGGAAAUGAAUCGCCAUAGCCACACAAAGAUAACAGUAACACAACAAUUGCAAUACUAAUCUAGGUUCCUCGACUAGCCACUUUGUCAAACUGUGUUGAAAUGUGAAGAUGGGUUGUAUGCUUUUUUUUUUUUACUGUGGAUAACAUUUUACAAUUGCAAUCCAGUGUGCAAUAUCGCCGUGUGAUCCAUACAGUGUCUGAAAUGAGUUAUGUGGACCUGCAAAUCAUCACCCAAGAUGCUGGUGUGGCCUGCAAAUUCUUCCACAAUUUUGUUGCAAAAGAGCUCAUGUUGAAAGAUCUCAUUAAGUCUAGGGAGCCCAAAUUUGCUGGCUACUGACUGGUCAGCUGUGACAUCACUUUCAUUGACAUCUCCAAAUCAGGAUUGGUUAUACUCAACAUAACGAAGGAACUGUCCCGGUUUCUUUUCUCUAGAAGAUAUGAUUUGGUUAAUGUGUGGAUUAAUAGCACUUUAUGUAAACUAAUUGCUUUUAUCUUUUAAUUGCUAGAGAGAUCUAUAUGUACUGACGAAGAAAUACUCAUUGAAAGAAAUGGCUCUGGGCUGUUACUUUUCAAAAAAAAAAAUAAAAAUAAGUUGAUGAAUACAGAAUUAUUAAAUGUAACUCAGGUAGUGUUGACAAAGCCAUGACUGUGUUAUGAAUAUUGUUUUUUUUUUGCCAAAUGGCCCCUGUCAUGUAAUGUUCUCAAAAAAAUUGGAAAUGUUGAAUUGGAGUCCUAUUAUAUAGAGUCUCAUAUGAUAUGACAAAACACCAAAUAAUUGUGAGGAAAACUGUCAUGGCAUGCAAGGUGCUGGCAUUGAUCAUUUUGGGCUCUAAAAAUAGAAGUUGUCCUGUCUAUUUCCCAACUUAAAAAAAUAAAAAAUAAAAAAAAUAAAAAGGGAGGGGGGUGGGGGAAGCACAUUGCUCCAUGCUCCAUUUUCAAUGUAUACUAGACUUCUUGCAAUCUUUGAAUGGUUGGUUGAUUUUUCUCACUCAUGUCUUCAUAGUGAAGCACCUCUUGAUUUGUUAUUGUUGAACAUCAGAGAUGUUUCUGUGGGUUAGCUAGAUCUGGGUACGAGUUUUCAAGUACACUUCUUUCCACUGUGUGCUGAUUAGGCAGCACCGCAGCUCGUACUUGUGUGCAGAGGAAAGGGGGAAAGUCAGAACUGCAGCCAGUUGUCUUGACAUUUAACGUCCAUGCCUGAUCUCAGCCAGCUCUCGGGUAUUUAAAAUGCAUUGGGUUUGGGUUUUUUUUUUUUUUUUUCUCCCUUCUUCUUUUGGCUUCCAUUGUGCAGCGUGUGAUGGAUGAGUGUAUCAUCAGACACUGCCCUCCGAAUAAGAAUAAUUGCAUUGGAGCUGGUCGAUGAGGAAGCAAGGGUAAUUGAGGAGAUAUUAACCAUUGGCAUUUAGACAUUUUUUUAAUGUUUGAGCUGUGCUUGUGGAAAUUGACAUUUAAUCAUAAAUGUCAUAAAGUUACACACAACUCUCAAUUUCAUUUCUUCCGAAUGCCCAUGAUCUAUAGACAAAGUGACAUAAUCAGGUUCCCAUAUGGUAAAUGCGAAGUCAAUAGACAGUGAUGCAUCUAUAGGCUUCUAACUGUAAAACAGGGUGAUCAAAAUAAGUAGUAUGUGACGUUACUGUAGUCUUACAACCUUUUUCCUUUUUUAAAAAUGUCUUCUUCUUUUUUAUUAUUUUUUUUUUUUUUCCUGAGAGGAUGGACAUGUACAGGGAAAUCAGAGAACCUCUCAUCCUCCCACCCCGAGGCUCCUCUUUUUCAAGCACUUAAUACAGCGAAAAAAGGCUAUGGUGAAUAUGCAUUUAUAAAGAUAGAACUAUUAUUUAGCAUUGUAGUCUGGAAGCCAAAAACAGGUUAAUCAGUAAUUUGGGGUGGGGGGGUGUUAAGUGACUGACUGACUGUUGUGGUGUGUUCAAAGGAAAGCCUGACCACGUGGAGUUUGUAUUUCCACCCCCUCAGGAUGUGCAGUAGUCACCUUGAGGAUGCUUAUGCAGGCUUCCAGGUGACGAGUGUGGCCUCGCUGUUUUGUGGGCGUGUGCGUAGCGACUUCUUGCUAUUAUAUGCAAGUCCCCUGCCCCACCCCCCUGUUGUUUAUGUUCAGGGUGUGUGUGUGUGUGUGUGUGUGUGUGUGUGGGAACUUAACAGCAAUUUUGAUUGUUUAAAAUCUGCUUCCAGCAUAUAUCCGUGCCAUUUUUGUCUUUUUUUUUCUCCUUACAGCUGAUCCUACUUUCUUCUUUUUAAAGCGACAUGGACGCAGCUGAGAGCAGUGAGCAUUUCAUGUGUGUUGUAGGGUUUUGAAAAAUUUCACAGCUUGUGUUCAGAAUUGCGUGACCUCAGCCAAAAUCAGUUUGAAUGGGACGGAUGACAAACUCUUGCUGGUGUAUACUCAUGUCAGUCCAUUGUCAAGUUAAUGUCUGAAGUAGCACAUAAUUGAUUUGAACUGAUUUAAAAAAUUUAAUGUUUUAACAUGUUUUUAUUCUCUGAGUGAUAACCCAAUUUAUCCAUAGUUGCACAAGUAGGAUGAGACAAAAAGGAAUAAAUGAUACAGAAAAUCAA
Messenger RNA from Micropterus dolomieu (smallmouth bass), 6178 nucleotides. RefSeq names its product nuclear FMR1 interacting protein 2 (gene nufip2). The record is from RefSeq and is a predicted model, not a curated record. The transcript is spliced from 4 exons. Gene Ontology annotation, molecular function: RNA binding. Lineage: Eukaryota; Metazoa; Chordata; Actinopteri; Centrarchiformes; Centrarchidae. The coding region runs from base 606 to 2417 and encodes 603 amino acids. Gene Ontology annotation, cellular component: nucleoplasm; cytoplasmic stress granule.